Molecule: messenger RNA, 546 nt
Organism: Mesitornis unicolor (brown roatelo)
Lineage: Eukaryota; Metazoa; Chordata; Aves; Mesitornithiformes; Mesitornithidae
Product: 11-cis retinol dehydrogenase-like
Exons: 4
Source: RefSeq, a predicted model, not a curated record
AUGUCAGGGCUUUGUGUGCGUUCGGUUCUGGUGACGGGGGCCAACCGGGGAAUUGGCCUGGGGCUUGUUCAGCAUUUCCUGGGGCUGCCAAAGCCACCUGAGUGGGUGUUUGCAGGAUGUCGGGACCCCAAGGGGCAGCAAGCACAGGAGUUACAGAAAUUGGUCUCCAAGCACUCCAACCUGGUCAUCAUCCCACUUAAAGUCACCGACCCCGCCAGCAUCAAGGCAGCUGCAGCCAGACUCGGGGAGCAACUGGGGAGCUCGGGGCUGAAUCUCCUCAUCAACAACGCUGGAAUUGCUAAGUUGAACACGCUCGAUACCGAGACGCUGGAGGACAUGACCCAGAUUUACACCACCAACACGGUUGGGCCCCUGCUGAUGAGCCAGGCGUUCCUGCCCUUGCUGAAGAAGGCUGCCCAGGGGAGCCCAGGCUCAGUGCUGAGCUGCAGCAAGGCAGCCAUCAUCAACGUGUCCAGCUCUGCAGGCUCCAUCACUUCACACUCUGCUUGGGAGCUGAUGCCAAUUGUCUCGUACCGCUGCAGCAAG